This is a messenger RNA of Rubroshorea leprosula, 1928 nucleotides long. Lineage: Eukaryota; Viridiplantae; Streptophyta; Magnoliopsida; Malvales; Dipterocarpaceae. The record is from the annotation of a GenBank genome assembly.
AGACUUUCAGGGUUUAUGUUGUCACUUUGUACCAUUUUCAAUUCUGUCUUUAGCUGUCUUAACUAAGGGAAGAUGGGGGUCUUUUGCAGUUUCUUUCAGAUUAAGGGUCAGGGGUUCUAAUUAUUUGAAGGAACUAAGAAGGUGUGAUGAUGGGGACAUAUGGGGAGUAGAACAGUGAGGCCUGAUGCAGAUGUUGAGAACAAAGUAUCCAGUGUGAUGCUGAGCUUUGAUCGGCAGUUAGUUGUUAACAAUACCCUUGGCACAGAAGGAAGCACAAUACAUCCAUUCUGCAUUUCUGAUUUUGGAGCAUUUGAGCAAUAUGUUGGAUUUCACGUAGAGGAAGCAGUUAACUUAAGUGCAGGUGCUGUGUUUAAUUCAACAAAAGUGGGUGACCAUACAGUUUGUUGUGAUCCCCUCAACAUUGGCAUUUUUGAUAAGACACCAAAUUCAUUCACUGUCAACCCAUCAGCUAGUCCAGUCAAGUCUCAGAGAUUGGCUUUAGAAAAGGGCCAACAAUCAAAUCUUUUCUCUAUAUCUAGCCGUAAUACAGAGAACUGGGGUGAGACCAACAUGGCUGAUGCCAGUCCUAGGACUGAUAUCUCAACAGAUGCAGAUACAGACGAUAAAAAUCAAAGGUUUGAAAGAGGGAAAUCCAAUGCAAUUGUGGCUUCUGAUUCCAGUGACAGAUCAAAGGAUAAAUUGGAUCAAAAGACCCUUCGCAGGCUUGCUCAAAAUCGUGAGGCUGCAAGAAAGAGCAGAUUGAGAAAGAAAGCAUAUGUCCAACAGCUCGAGACUAGCCGUUUGAAGCUGACACAGUUGGAGCAGGAGCUCCAGCGUGCUCGACAGCAGGGUAUCUUCAUAUCAAGUUCUGGAGAUCAAAGCCAUUCGACAGGUGGAAAUGGGGCCAUGGCAUUUGAUGUAGAAUAUUCAAGGUGGCUAGAAGAGCAAAAUAGACAAAUUAAUGAGCUGAGAGCAGCUGUAAAUUCCCAUGCAAGUGAUGCAGAACUUCGUUUAAUUGUUGAUGGUGUAAUGGCUCACUACGAAGAAAUUUUCAGGCUGAAGAGUAAUGCAGCCAAGGCAGAUGUUUUCCAUUUAUUGUCGGGCAUGUGGAAAACACCUGCUGAGAGAUGUUUUUUGUGGCUUGGUGGCUUCCGUUCAUCCGAGCUUCUAAAGCUUCUUGUGAAUCAAUUGGAGCCUCUAACAGAGCAGCAGAUAGUUGGAAUUACCAACUUGCAGCAAUCCUCCCAGCAGGCUGAAGAUGCAUUAUCACAAGGGAUGGAAGCAUUGCAGCUGUCUUUGGCUGAGACAUUAUCCAGUGGAUCUUUAGGUUCUUCAGGAUCAUCUGAGAAUAUGGCAAAUUACAUGGGCCAAAUGGCCAUGGCCAUGGGAAAGCUAGGAACUCUUGAGGGGUUUAUUCGCCAGGCUGACAAUCUACGACAACAAACAUUGCAACAAAUGCACCGGAUAUUGACAACACGGCAGUCAGCUCGUGCACUGCUUGCAAUUCAUGACUAUUUCUCACGGUUACGAGCCCUUAGUUCCCUUUGGCUUGCCCGACCAAGAGAAUGAGAUGCUACUUUAGAUGUUACCAGCCUGAUAUGUGAAUUAAAGGAUUGUGCUGGGAAAUUUCAGAGCCUGAAUGUUUUAUCAUUUCCCAGAACCAGUAACACCUUUCCUGCAGUUAGUAAAAAGAAACAUGUCUUUUUUUUCUUCUUUGUUUCUUUUUUGGGUUUCUCAUGUUGUAAUCUAAGUGUUCGUCUGCAUUUGCAGUGCCUAGGAUUUUAGAAAUUUAUGCAAAAACUAAUUUGUAUUUAUAUUAUUUGUUAUUCAUAUUUUGAUUGCUGCCAUUAUCAUCAACAUUAGGUACUGCACCUGAAACAUGUUGCUGCUGUUAUAACAGAUUUAUCGAGAUGGAAUUUUAACAUUGA